UCCACCUCCUCCCCUUCAUGUAACUGCUGGUAUUGACUUUGCAGUGCACUGUAGUGUCCUUAGUCAACAGCAGGUAUUGAAUGUAGCAGCUUCUUAGGUUCGUGAAAGCAGCAGACCACAGCUCGAUUCAAUCAGCGUUUCGUAGUCGGUAGGCGAUUAUGCUGCAAUGGCUGUUCUGGCCACGUUAGCGGUUAGAGAGGGUCACUGACAGUGCGAUUAUCGUUUGGAUGACGUAGAUUCGUAACGAGCGGUUCGUCGUCCGUCGUCAGAAACGGAAAGCGUCGGAGGCCGUCAGUAGCUGGCACGAUGAUGGACGUGGCGCCGCUCACGUUCCUCUUGGUCUUUAUCGUCUGCACCGUGGGAGCAUGGAUCGUCUCCAAGUUCUUCACGCAGAUCGUAACCCUCGCGAUCAAGGUUACCACAGGAAACUCUCUGAGCUUUCGCGUGCUCGGCCUCCUGAAGAUCAAGGACAUCCACUGCGCUUUCAAAAAGGGUCCGAUACAGAGCGUGACUAUACGGGAAGUGAAGGGCCACCUGGCGGCCAUCAGCAGCCUCAAGUUCCGCCUGCGCAUCAAGAUCAAGGAUGUCGACAUCGUGCUCCGCCCCUCGCCGCCCUCCACCAGCAAGAAAAAGAAGAAAACGAGCAGCCCUAGGAGGAAAGCCGGGGCGAUCGCAGCCGCAUGGGGGCGGUGGAAGCUUCUGGGGAGCUUCUUUCGGAUGGUCCGCCUGUGCGUGUUUGAUGUGUCGGUGCGGUCGACCCAGGCGCCUGAUGUGUGCUUCCAGCUGAGGGAAUUCGACCUCUUCUCAACGGCGGACACUGCAGGGAAAGGGCAGCUGGCGAUGAGGCUGGAGCUCCUGGGUAUCUCCCUCUCCCACCGCCCCUCGUCCUCUAAGAAGGGCCCUGCUCCCCGGUCCCGGUCGCUGAAUCUCUUCAGGAUUGGGGGCGGAGGUGGGCAUAGCCACGCGCCUGGUGCACGUGCAGUGGUCUGAGCUCGAGCUCAACCUGUCCGAGCGCCUGCUCGCUCUGCGCAUCGUCAAGCCCCCCAAACGCCCCCCUGCUGCGCAGCCCACUCCUGCUGCUGCUGCUGCUGCUGCAGUGGCCGAUGUUCCCGUGCUGGUGAAUGAGAAAAAACGGCCCAACCUCCCGGAAAAGGUGCAAGUCGCCUUGCCGCGCAUCAUGGUGCGCCUGUGGCACCACCGCUGCGGCCUCCUACUGCGCAGCAGCUGUGGCCCAAUCACCCUCUCCUCCACGCUCUCUCGCCCGGCCCCCGACCUCUCUGUAAUUGAGGCGGACAUGAGCAUCGGCAUCGUGGAGAUCUUGAAGAGUGCGGAGGGAAGUGCCCUGUCAGUCACUCGUGUGUCCACGUCAGCAUGCCUCUCCUUCCCUCACUAU
Closterium sp. NIES-67 is the source of this 1393-nucleotide messenger RNA. The record is from the annotation of a GenBank genome assembly. Lineage: Eukaryota; Viridiplantae; Streptophyta; Zygnematophyceae; Desmidiales; Closteriaceae.